AUGGCGACGGCAAACAAGGCCCUAACUGGAGGGUCGCAGCAGGGCUACUACUCCCGCCGCCGCCAUGAUUCCCCCCGCGGACUCUCUGCUCAAGUAUGACACCCCGGUGUUGGUGAGCCGGAACAAGGAGAAACGGAGCCCCAAAGCUCGGCCACUGAAAGUCAGCCCUCAGCAGCCCGGACCCUCAGGUCCCGUCCCACAGCCACCAAAGACCAAGCUCCCCUCAACUUCCGGUGUCCCAGAUCCUACAAAGCAGGCAGAAGAAAUCUUGAAUGCCAUCCUGCCCCCGAGGGAGUGGGUGGAGGACACGCAGCUAUGGAUCCAGCAGGUGUCCAGCGCCCCCAGCACCAGGAUGGAUGUGGUACACCUCCAGGAGCAGCUGGACCUGAAGCUGCAGCAGCGGCAGGCCCGGGAGACUGGCAUCUGCCCGGUGCGCCGGGAGCUGUACUCGCAGUGUUUCGAUGAACUGAUCCGUGAGGUUACCAUCAGCUGUGCGGAGCGAGGGCUGCUGCUGCUGCGAGUCCGGGACGAGAUCCGCAUGACCAUUGCUGCCUACCAGACCCUGUAUGAGAGCAGCGUGGCAUUUGGCAUGAGGAAGGCGCUGCAGGCCGAGCAGGGGAAGUCAGACAUGGAGAAGAAAAUUGCAGAAUUAGAAACGGAAAAGCGAGAUUUGGAGAGGCAAGUGAACGAGCAGAAGGCAAAAUGUGAGGCCAUCGAGAAGCGGGAGAGUGAGAGGAGACAGGUGGAGGAGACGAAGCACAAAGAAGAGAUUCAGUUCCUGAAGCGGACUAAUCAGCAGCUGAAGGCCCAACUGGAAGGCAUUAUUGCACCAAAGAAGUGAUAAUUUCCAUAUGGGUCUCAGCAAGCACUACUACCCCAUCAUAAGCCCUUUGUAAUAAAAAGCUUCCUGAGUGAAGCCAUACCCCUCCCCUGGUCCCACCUACGUAUUCGUCAGAAGCCCCACCACCGCCCCAGUGUGGUGCGACACCUACGGUCUGGCAGCCAGGCUCCGGGCUGGACGACAGAAGGCAGUGUGGCCCAGGAAGUCUCUGUACGUGGCCAACCUUGGGAUUUGCCAACUCCAACGGUGAGACUCAGAAUUCACCCCUUUGGCUGUAUCCCUCUCAGGUGGAGCAGCUCCUUUCUCACUGUCACUCCAUACUGUCACUUAUUUCCAGCCACACGAAGCUGCUUCUCUGCCCCGCAAUUCAUCUUGUCCCUUAACCCGGGCUCCUCUGGCCUCAGUCUUGCCCUUAUUUGAUGUCUUUUCAUCAUCCCUACUCCAGUGCAGUUCUACUACCUCAUUUUGGAGUUUUCAGUUUAUACCGUAUCAUCUUAUCCCCGCCUGCCAAGUCACUGGACCCCAUCCUCCUUAGUUUUGGACUGCCUGGGUAGGAGGCAAUGGCAGGG
Aethalodelphis obliquidens (Pacific white-sided dolphin) is the source of this 1410-nucleotide messenger RNA. It is a transcript of the gene DNALI1, whose product is annotated as dynein axonemal light intermediate chain 1. Bases 65 to 841 code for a protein of 258 amino acids. Gene Ontology annotation, cellular component: ciliary base; axoneme. The record is from RefSeq and is a predicted model, not a curated record. The transcript is spliced from 6 exons. Gene Ontology annotation, molecular function: dynein heavy chain binding. Lineage: Eukaryota; Metazoa; Chordata; Mammalia; Artiodactyla; Delphinidae.